Knipowitschia caucasica is the source of this 3753-nucleotide messenger RNA. The record is from the annotation of a GenBank genome assembly. NCBI's taxonomy places the organism in Eukaryota, Metazoa, Chordata, Actinopteri, Gobiiformes, Gobiidae.
AUGAGUCCAGAACGGCCUUCUAUGGCGAGUGGAAACACCAGGUCCUCCAGAAAAAGUGCAUCCUCGACUUCAGCAUCUGUGAAAUCCUUCAGUCCAGAGAGACCAGAUUUAUCGACACGUAAAGACAGCCUGAUUGGAGGAAAAGGUGCGUCUCCGUCUCUUUCCUCCAUGAGUCCAGAACGACCGUCUAUGGCGAGUGGCAACACACGACACCCCAGGUCUGACAGAAGAAGUGCCUCCACAACGUCUCCAUCUCUGCAGUCGUUCAGUCCAGAACGCCCCGAUCUAUCCACACAAAAACACAGGAAUGUACUGGAACCUUUCAGUUGUGGAAAACAUGCGACAGAAGACGAAGAUCUGGCGCUUCCCCAACUAAUGGAAGAAUGGACAAGAGAACAUGUUCGAGACUGGCUAAUAACUCAUCUUCGGAUCUCGCAGAAGGUUGCCGAGAGUCUCUACGACCAAGAGACCUCAGGAGCGUGUUUAAUGUCCUUUGAGAAGCAGGACCUUCUAGAGUUAGGGGUUCCUCCAGCUCCGGCCCUACAGAUCUUACGACAGGUGGAAAAGUUCCACAGACGCUCUGAGCCCAGUGCACGACAUCAGGACCAAGACUUAGAGAGAAUUACUGAGGACAGAGAGGAGACCCAGACAGUGACCACAGAUUCAGGAUUUCACAGUGAAAGUGCAUCCGUAGAGCAGGAAGUGAGAGAUGUGGUUGAAGAACCGAUUAUAGAGAACUCUCGUGAACAUCUCCAGGUGAAAUCCCUUUCUCCAGUGAAGCGGCCGGUGUGCGCAUUGCGGCCUUUUGACAAGAGCAAUGCCCCAGUGUUUUACACACACCAUCACUUCCUCCCCGCUGUCACAGGACCCAGUAAUCUUUUAGAACCCGUUCAUGAAUACCUGCUUUUACCAGAUCCUGAAGAAAUGAGCCAAAAAGAGGUUCUGUUUGAGUUCACCAACGAAAUGUUUUGUUUUGCUGCAAGCUGUAUGAACUCACGCACCAAUGGAACGAUUCAUUUUGGAGUAACGGAUGAACCAGGCGAGGAACAUGGUCAAAUAAGAGGCCACAAAAUCAGCUCUGAGCGUCUCUACAGCGAGGUCUUUGAAUCACAUGUGAGUAAAUACUUUGAUCAGCUGCACAUCAACACUGCCCGAAGCUGCAUCCGGCCUCCUGUGUUUGUCCAAGUCCAGUGUGAAGACGGAACAGCUUCAGACAAGUGGGUGAUCGAGGUGGACGUGGUCCCUCACUACUCACUGACUCAAGAGAACGUCUUCUACACAAUAUUGAAAAUCCCAUCCUCACAGAAACAUCUGCAGAAGUCCAAAAUCGAAUGCCUGUUUGUGCGAGAAGGGUCCAGAAAAGUGAAUAUUUUGGCAGAUCCAAAUCCACGUGUGUUUCAAGAUAAGAUCAAAGAAAUCCAAGAGAAAGUGAAGUGUUGGGCAUCAGCUCGCAGAGCAGCAGAGGAGAAGCCUGAGCCUGCAGUUUCCUCUGAGCACCAAGGUCACCGACUGAAGCAGCUCAUCACCCGAGGACAGGAUUCUCUCACAAACUCUAUUCAAGUCGUUGUUGUUACCGACAAAUGUCAUAAGAGUCAACUGGAGUUCAUGGACUUCUUGAAAGAACUGAAUCUGUUUUCAGUUUUGGAUUUUGAUCCAGAGUCUGACAUGAAUGGAACAUGUCAUUUAUACAGAAGUGAUCGUGCUGCCAAUCUACAUUUUCCACACAUGUACACGAGUCAAGACAGAACUUCAGUAAUAGCAAAGUUAAAUCUGUUCAAACAGACGAGCUGGGUCUUCUGCAAUGGCCAAGCAGGUGAAGAGAGCGACUCUGAGAGGCCACUCACUCCCAGCGAGUGGCUGAAGAAACGCUCUGGUGACAUCAACAGCAUGGUCUCCUUUCUCUGCAGCCCUGACCUGCUUCCCAAGCACAGAUUACUGAUCCUCAUUUUUAUUCACUCUCCUGUUUAUGACAUCUCAAGUCCUGUCCUAGAAACCUUCUGUGCUUUGUAUCGCUCUUUAGAAGGAAUGGACAACAUGCUUUGCAUUUGCAAAGACUCUGAAGUCUUCAGAGAGUGGAAGAAGUUGGUGGAGAUACGCUGCAAAGAGGACAUCAGCAAUAAAUGCAUCUACACAUUGAGUUUACACGAGAUCUCCAGCACCAUAAAGAAACUAAAGGAGCCUCAAACUCGUGCUUCCAGAAGGUUCUUGCCUUCCACUGGUUCUAGUUCAGUCCUGCUGGAAAAGAAAGAAGAGGAGAUGAUGACGGAUUUGGAAAUACUGUGUGAAAAUGAAUGUGACAAAACAGAAAUGGAAACAAAUACAUUUUUCGAAGAGUUUAAGAAAAACAUAGAGGAGGAGUUUUACAGGGGAGGCCAAGUGUCAUGGUGGAACUUCAACCUUGCAGAGCAACGGGGCAGUCUGCCUUUCAUCAAACGAGACAAAUAUGACGAACUGCACCAACUCAUCUGUCCCGUGCAGAGCUACACCUCUCCAUGUGUGGUGGUGUCACUGUUCCACCAUCCAGGCUGUGGGGGGACCACUUUAGCCAAGCAUAUACUAUGGAGCUUGAAAAGCAAAUUCAGGUGUGCAGUUGUGAAAAACCAAAUGGCAACAACUAAAGAGAUAGCUCUGCAAGUUAGAACACUGCUCACAUAUGGAAAACAAGAUCAGCCCGGAUACACUCCAGUUCUCCUCCUUGUCGACAACUGGUACGAUAUUGGAGACUUAAAACAGUGUAUUAUCAGUGGCGCUACAGACAGAAAUCAGCCCAACAUGGUUGUCAUAUUGAAUUGUGAACGAACACAGUUUCCUGAUGAAGCAUCAAGACACAGUGACCAUCCAAAUGUGUUCAUCAGUGCCAAGCUUUCAUCCAAAGAAAAGGAUUUGUUUUCUGAGAAAUAUCAGGAACUCAAAGACAACCACGACAAACCUGACACUUUCUAUGCUUUCAUGAUCAUGAAAAACGACUUCAGCAAAGAUUACAUCAGUGAUUUAGUGAACAACAUUCUCAAAGAUCUUGACGUUGGGUCACAACAGGGAAGACUUUUGUCUUUCUUGGCUCUGCUGAACACGUACGUCAACGGGUCCUACAUGUCCCUCUCUUUGUGCGAGGAGCUGAUGGGGAUUAGAAACCCACUUUGGAGGCAGGAAACUCUGGAAGAUAAAAUGAACCCGUAUUCCACACUCUUGAUCACUUUCACAGUUGAGGAACAUGGCACUUAUCAAGCAAGAGAAGGCACUCGUUCCAACCUGCCUGAGCUCUAUUACCUCUGCAUGCUGCUGAUGUGGCCGUCCAGAGACCAAACCCUGAAGCAUUUCACAGAGUACAACAACAUCAGCACCUACAUAAGAUCCGCCAAAAGAUCCUUCCAUAAACGCUUCAGCUUCAUCUUUCCAUCCAGGAGCGCCAUCGCUCACUUCUUUCUUGGGAAAUCAAACGGUUUAGGACGAAUAGUUAGCAAAGCAAAGCUCGACCAAAUAUUGCAGGAGUCAAAAUCUACAGACCAACUGAAAACCCUUUGGCAUACUGGAUUGGUGUGGGGUGACCCUGCUAUCCAAGAGAAGUUGUUAAGAGUUAAAGGCAGAUCUGAAAAUGGUGAUAUUUAUGUCACUUAUGGCACCAACAUCAAAAUAAUGAUCCGUCCUGCAUAUCUCGGGGAUAUCCGCAGUGGCUACAGUCGAGAAGACGUUUCCUUUUACAUUGGCUUCACCUUGGAAGGUCCUGUGGCCUACGGAGUCAAAUAUGAAAACUAA